AUGCCACCAAUCACUCGACAUCAAUUAAAAAAAAAUGGCCUGAAAACUGAACCUUAUUCCAAAGAGAACCGUCCAUUAGAUAGAAGAGCGGCUUUAUUAGAUCUUGUACCAAAUAAUGUAACUUUCAAAUCAACUCUUGAAGAAACGGCAGUUUCGAGACAUUCUACAAAGUCUGAUGAAUUAUAUACAACUGCUGUUGAUAGUACCCAUCAUUCUUCUCUUGAAAUCAACCACUCUGAUUUAUACCACUCUGCUGCACAAGAAUUAAGUGUCAAUAGUAAUGCAGAAGAAAUAUUUGAAAUAGAUCAGAACAGUUGGAAUAAUUUCAUGUAUGUAGGUUGUUAUGCACGAGAUAUUAUAAGAUACCUUAAACAAAGGGAAGAUAACUUUCCUAUUACUGAUUAUAUUAGUAAUCAACCUGAAUUAACUGCAAAACAUCGAGCAAUUGUUGUUAACUGGUUAGUAAGCCUACAAGAAAUGUAUGGGUUAAAUCAUGAAGUAUUGUACAUGGCUGUCAAACUAAUUGAUCUGUAUUUAAUGGAAAAUGAAACGUUACAAAAUAAAUUUCAACUUUUAGCCUCUGGAGCAUUAUUAUUAGCUACUAAGAUUGAUGAGAGGGGAGAGCCUGGUUUCCCUUACGACCUAGUCAAACAUAGCAAGUACAUUUAUACAGAAGAUGAAUUGUUUGUUACUGAAAAAGAAUUAUUUAGAGCUUUAAAGUAUGAAGUCAAUGUUCCCCUGUCUUAUGUAUUUUUGAGGCGAUAUGCCCGUUGCAUGAAAUGCCAAAUGAUUUUAUUAACUUUAGCAAGAUAUAUAUUGGAAUGCAGUUUAUUAGAUUAUUCAUUUGUGACUUUAAAAGAUUCAUUGAAAGCUGCAGCAUCCUUAUACUUAGCAUUUAAAAUGUGUAAUAAAGUGGUAGAAGCAAAAGAAUUUUUCAAAUAUACAGAGUAUCGAGUAACAGAAAUUAAAGAAACAGUAAUUAAAUUAAACAACAUGUUGCAUACUCAAAGUUCAAAUCUGUCUGCUGUCAAACAAAAAUAUUCGCAUGAGACUUUUUUCAAAGUUGCUAAUAAGUCAUUAUUAAACAAUUCCAAACUUACUUUUGACUAAACAAGGAAUAUUCAGCAUAUUUGGAAAUAAAAUGCAUUUUUGUUUAGUGAUCUAUUGAUAUUAUCAUUGUUUUUUUUUACUUUAUUUUUCUAAUAAGGUUUUUUUUAGACGGGUUCACUUUUUCAACAAAUUACACAUAUUUUAUAAAACGUACAAUGUAUAUUAUCCAUUUAAAAUUGUUUUGUAGUUAAGCACUUUAGUAGUUACUUGAAUAUUGAAACUAUCGUUAAUUUAUACUUAUAAUUUAGUGCCUYGAAAGUUUAGAAUGUACAUGGAUAUGUACUUCUAUAUUAUGUGUAUUCAAUUUUUUUUCUUUUGUAUCAGACUAUUGAGCUGAUUAAUAAUAAAUGUUUUAUUUUUAUCAUAUUGAUAAUGUUAGUGGCUGAUGUUAACGAAAUUAACUAUGAUUUGUAUUAUUGCCUUCCAUCCGAUUCCAAACUUUUAGAAAAUAAUUAAAAAUUGCGUGUAAUGAUAGGUGUUUAAUAUGUAUUUUUUUUUUAUCUAUAUAUUGUAAGGAACUAUAUUAUAUAAGUCUAUGGUUGUAUCAAAUUGAACUUUUCUUUUCAAUGUCAUAUUUUUGGGUAUUAUCUAGCUAAUCUUGUAUCUUGUUAAACUUAAUUUUAAUAAUAAAAAAUUAAGACAGUUAUACCUAUUGAUAAACGAUGAUUAGUUUCAAUUUAUUUUAGUUAUAUGUAAUUUGAA
Molecule: messenger RNA, 1812 nt
Organism: Diuraphis noxia (Russian wheat aphid)
Lineage: Eukaryota; Metazoa; Arthropoda; Insecta; Hemiptera; Aphididae
Gene: CycB3
Product: cyclin B3
Biological process (GO): mitotic cell cycle phase transition
Molecular function (GO): cyclin-dependent protein serine/threonine kinase regulator activity
Source: RefSeq, a predicted model, not a curated record